AUGGUUGUGAACGCGCGGUCCUUGAACAUCGACUCGGACGACCUGGCUGACAGAGAUCUCGAUGAACAUGUGGAAGUCCUACAAGGUUUGUUAGAGCCCUUGGUGCAAAGGCAGCUCGAGACUUGGCAUCAGAACUACCACCAGCAGUUCCAGGAGAAAGUGCUGCUGGCGCUCUCUCAGAUCCAAUCCCGGCACAGCUGCACUGCGCAGUCCGUUGCGAAUACAGAUGAUGACUUGCCGCUUCAGGCCAGCAUCGAGCUUUGCCGAAGUCGCUCUCUCAUUGCUGCUGCACGUCGCACGCCUGCACAGUCUGCAUCGCAUCCUCCAUCCUCGGCAGCGACGAUGCCCCCUCGUCGGAGAGCAGAGAGUGAGGACCAGGUAGAAAAACGGAGCUCCAUCGCUUCGCUGUCGCAGCCUGCACUUGCAGGAAGGACGCGCAGCAGGAACAGUGCAACACGACUUCUGCCAGACGGCGGAGUCCGGGAGCAGAUAUCGCGCUCGAGUGCGGCUUCGGGGAGAUCUCGUUCUCCGACUUCCCUGCCCCCAGAGCUACCUGGAGCGGCCCAGGACGCUGUGCAGGCAGGGCCAAGCGAUCGCAGCGUGGACGGCCGCCGAAAGUCUCGAAUCCCCACAGACAGGAUGUCCAACAUGCAGGCCAUCGACAGGCUGUCACAUGUUUGUAUCCUCAACACACAGUCCGUCAACCAUGUGGAGGCAGAGGCACUCGAGGACGAACUCGGUUGCCGGCUGAUCCUCGCCAUGGGUCGAGUCGCUUAUGUUUUCCUGGGCCUCACGGCUUGCUGCGGAACCAUACCGCUGAUCUACUUGCAGGCCAUGGGGUACAUGUGCAGUGCAAGCUUUGGCUUCGUGAUUGCCUCCAACUCCUUGUACAAUCUGUUGGCGAUUUCCUGCGGCUGGUGCCUGAGGCGAGCCCUGAAAUCGGAGGAUCUUCAACUUGCCUUCCGCAAGCUGUGUCGCUUCGUCAACGAUAUCGAGUUGGACUGGCAGUGGAAACUCCUAUCGUCGAAAGAACGUUGGCGGUAUUUUUCAGCUUGGCUGCUGCUUCUCGUAUGCGGCGUGGCCACAUGCGGCCUCGAUGUCUGGAUCGUCUUGGGCACUUGUGAUGGGGCCGGUGAGAGUCCUAUCCACAGCGAGGUAGUUGUGGUUGUGGCCGUGUGCACCUUCAUCAGCUUCACCAUGGCUUCCGGAAUGGUAAUGCUUCUGGCAUACGUACAAUCCAACCUGCUGCUUGGACUGGAUCAAAUCCUGGACUGUUGGGUGGGCGACAUCGUCAACACCGCAGAUUUCAUCCCUGGGGUCCGGAGUUGGAAUUCCAUCCAGGCGUUGCUCAAAAGCGCCAGCCGGGAGCUGGCGACGAGCUUCGUGAGUCUGCAGGUCUGCGGAUCCCUUGGUCUGAUGAUUUGGCUGACCGGGAGCCUUACGUUCCUUUGGCGAAGCCAGCCAGCAGCCCUGCCCCUGGCAGUGGAGGUUGCGUCUUCCCUCCCCCUCACCUUCCUCUUCCUGGUGGCAACGCGGCUCUGCGCGCACGGCGCAGCGUUGACGGAGAAGUGCCGAAACAUGCCGGCCCUUGUGAAUCAGAUCCCGGGGCCUUCCGGGAGCAUCGAUGUGAAUCGGCAGUAUCUCGUCCGGUUCAUCACCGACAGUGCAGCAGGCUUCAUCGUGAAAGGUGUGACCCUGACACAAUCGAUUUUCCUCCGCCAGGUCUACUUUUUAGGCACCCUCUUCUCGGGGCUGCUCGGGGUCCUGAUCCGGAUCUACCUUUAA
Messenger RNA from Symbiodinium sp. CCMP2592, 1785 nucleotides. The record is from the annotation of a GenBank genome assembly. NCBI's taxonomy places the organism in Eukaryota, Dinophyceae, Suessiales, Symbiodiniaceae.